AUGACCGACUCCAAGGACAUCAAAGAAAUCGACUCGGCCGUUCGAGCCACCAAGACUGGAUUCGGUCGCGACUACGGAACGUCCUCUAGCUCUUCAGCACCCUUGAAACACGGACAUCCAGACAUCGUCCAAGUCAGCGCUGAACGACGUGGUGUUAAUGACGGAGAUGGAUCGGACAAGAAAACAUGGCGCUCCAAAUUCGCGUACUUUAAAACCAAGGAUUUUUGGUUCAUUCUGGCCCUAGGUCAGAUACUGGCUAUCUGCAUCACGGGCACCAAUACUUUGACGACGCUUUUGGUCAUUGAGGGAACCAGCAUUCCAGCAUUCCAAACUUUGUUCAAUUACGUAUUGCUUAAUAUCAUCUACACGAGCUACACUCUCUACAGAUAUGGGUUUCGCAAAUGGACGCACUUAUUGAUUCGUGAUGGUUGGAAGUAUAUCAUUCUGGCCUUCUUCGACGUCGAAGGCAAUUAUUUCACGGUCCUUGCUUACAGGUACACGACGAUCCUCUCCGCUCAAUUGAUCAACUUCUGGGCCAUCGUGGUCGUGGUGGUCGUUUCGUUCGUCAUCCUCCGUGUUCGAUACCAUUGGGCUCAGGUCCUGGGCAUCUUCAUCUGCAUUGGCGGAAUGGGCAUGCUCCUGGCAUCCGAUCACAUUACAGGGUCCAACGGUGGCGAUGUCCCCGCCGGCGAUCAAUUGAAAGGUGACCUCUUCGCCCUGGUCGGAGCCACCUGCUACGGACUCUGCAACGUGUACGAGGAGUGGUUCGUCUCUGGCCGCCCACUGUACGAAGUCAUCGGCCAACUGGGAUUCUGGGCCACCAUCAUCAACGGCGUCCAAGCCGCCAUCUUCGACCGUCACUCCUUCCGCCACGCGACCUGGAACGGCAAAGUCGGCGGCUACCUCACCGGGUACACAUUGAUUUUGACGAUUUUUUACACGCUGGUCCCGAUUCUGUAUCGCUUUGCAAGCGCGGCGUUCCAGAAUAUAUCCCUCCUGACGGGCAAUUUCUGGGGUGUUAUUAUCGGGUUGAGGGUGUUCCAUCUGCAUGUACACUGGAUGUAUCCCAUUGCCUUCACGCUCAUUAUGAUCGGUCAUUUUGUGUAUUACUUUGGAAAAGGAGUUAUGGGCGAAGCCGCCAAGGCAUGGCUUGGUGAAGAUCAGGAGAAGGGCAUUGACGGAUUUGGAUCGGCCAAGAGAAGGAUCAGAAAGAUGCAGGAGAGUGCGGCUGGAACCCGGGGCAUGGAAGGCCCUGAGACUGCGGGAGUGGUGUAA
Messenger RNA from Rhinocladiella mackenziei CBS 650.93, 1275 nucleotides. RefSeq lists its product as uncharacterized. Gene Ontology annotation, biological process: transmembrane transport. Gene Ontology annotation, molecular function: transmembrane transporter activity. The record is from RefSeq and is a predicted model, not a curated record. Gene Ontology annotation, cellular component: membrane. Bases 1 to 1275 code for a protein of 424 amino acids. NCBI's taxonomy places the organism in Eukaryota, Fungi, Ascomycota, Eurotiomycetes, Chaetothyriales, Herpotrichiellaceae. The transcript is spliced from 2 exons.